Messenger RNA from Anguilla rostrata (American eel), 3066 nucleotides. RefSeq names its product nanos homolog 3 (gene nanos3). Gene Ontology annotation, cellular component: perinuclear region of cytoplasm. NCBI's taxonomy places the organism in Eukaryota, Metazoa, Chordata, Actinopteri, Anguilliformes, Anguillidae. Gene Ontology annotation, biological process: negative regulation of translation; oogenesis. The record is from RefSeq and is a predicted model, not a curated record. Gene Ontology annotation, molecular function: mRNA binding; zinc ion binding. The transcript has a single exon. The coding region runs from base 883 to 1488 and encodes 201 amino acids.
UAUUUAUUUGCCCUCCAAGAAUGCGCUUAACAUGUAUAAUGUUUACUUUUGAGUUCUUAACAUGCGCGAACCUAUUCUAACUGUGGCCUUUUCACAAGAGUACUGGUUGUGAUAAACAUUUUCAGGCGAUUGUUUUUUCUGGUCUACCUAAUCAAACAGAAUUAAUCUCUUAGUUUUUCUUAUGUUACUUUACUGUACUGUAGUGAUAGCGGAAAGCAUUAAGUGGAAAAUGCUUGUCAAGUUGAAAUAUGAUUUAAAAUAAAUGUGCUAUUAAAACCUGUAAUCCAUGUGUUCUCUUUAAGCCUAUAGGCCUACAAACAACAAACGCUAACAUCUGAAAAUAUUCCCACUUGUUCAGUUGUGUUUCCCAUUUUCUUGGCUGAGAGCCAAAGUAGGCUUUAAAUGUAGCAUUUGGACAAAAUAUUUUGACUUUACAAAGUUAAAUUGAACGUGUUUGUCAAAACAUGAAACAAAACAAUGUUUAGCUCUUAGGCUACAAAGGAAUGUCUUCCGCCCUCCGAAUAAGAAUUUUCUCGCUCUGUUGUCUAAAUGAGGUAGGCAAUGAGCUGGCGUCAUCAAUUAAGGGGGUGGGGGGAGUUACCAAGAGAUACAUUUUAACAAAAUCGUUUUCGUGACUGCUAGUAACUUACAAGUGUUGCUGCGAUUAUCAAAACCCUACAGGUCUUGACGUGCCAUCGAACCCACAGAUCGUAUUAAUGCCCAUUUCAUUGUAAGAUUUAAACAAACUUUCCUUUGGGUUCAGAGAACACACAGCACAAUCUACGUCAGUUGUACCCCGAGCCACACUUGGUAGCGCCGGAUACCAAGGAGUUGCACGCGCUACGUGCGUGUUUAUGAUCGCGCUCAAACUUGCAGUGAGAUAUGGUUCGUUUUUCCUCGCUGAACUCCUCACUGUUUUAUGGACUGAUGGAGCCAGGCAAAAACGAAUUCCAGCCGUGGCGAGACUACAUGGGUCUGGCGGACACGGUGCAGGAAUUACGGUCUGGAAAGACUACUACCGAGUUUAGGGAAAACGCUGAAGCCGACCAAAAGGGACCAGAACCUGGAGUUGAUGAACAGGUGUGUGUCACAACUGAUUGCCUGCUUCACGAGGGCAAAGUAGGGAAGGACAGGAAACCUGCCAGGAAAGACUUUGCUCAUCCGAAUAUGGGAUCGUCAGCUGCAGCUGGGCCCGGAGCAUCAGCGGGAGCUGUCGGUUACAUGUCCCGAAAGAAAUCGCCUUUUUCCUCAGCUCCGGAGAAGUCCUCACAGCGCCCGUCCUGCAGUUUUUGUAAACACAACGGAGAGUCAGAGACCGUGUUCAGCUCUCACAGGUUGCGGGACCAGAAGGGCGACGUUGUAUGCCCGUAUUUGCGGCAGUAUGUCUGCCCACUUUGCGGAGCGACCGGAUCUCGCGCUCACACCAAGAGAUUUUGCCCUCGAGUCGACAGCGCGUACAGCUCGGUGUAUGCUAAGUCCAAGCAUUGAAAAACCCCGACCGACCGCGAGUCUACCCGAAGGUGAACUGGAGACGGGGUUUAUUUAUAACCGUAAAACGAAUGGAACACGUCUUGCUCUUCUGGCCGCCGUUUGAAGCCACAUAAUGGAAGAGGCCCAAUAAUGUCACUUUUAAAAGUUGUUUUUAAUGUUGUUUUCAGUUUGCAUUUGCCUUUUAUUCUUUUAAUUAUGAAGGUAUUUUUAAAGCAGUUUGUGAUCGCGAGGGAGUGUUUGAACGUGGAUUUCUCACACAGACCACAGUAGCCUACCUGUUGCCAAGAGUUUUGAUGUUGCUUUUCCUUUGGUAGUCAUAGGAUGUAUUAUUUUUAUUGUUGGGUUAUUUUUCAUGUUUGAGCACUGCGUGAACAUUCAUUGUUACCUACAUUUUUUCACACUGGGUUUUUUUUGAUGACCAGCCACCUUUGAUGUCGUGCAUGUUUGACAACAGGCCUAAUGAUUGCUGAUGGCCUCUUUCUUAACGUUAGUUAAACGUAAGCUUGAAUCAUUCGCUCCCAUGGCUUCAGGUUUUACAUUAUUAUGACGACACCAUUUCUUCUCUGGUAUGCAUUAAUGACAUUCCACAUUCGUGGCCUGUCCUCAGAUCAAAGCAACAUAUCUGACACAUUUUUACUAGUCAGUCCCUCACCCACGUGACAAUCUGUGUUGUGCCACCGGAACACUCCCACGCGAAUACGCUGCUAUUAAAAAAGACGUGCCCAGUAUUGUUCGAGUAAACUUGUACCGGUCUCUAAUAUUACUGUAGGCUAUUUGGAGUUGGAGUAUAAUAUUAAUGAAGCCAAUGGUUGGCUUCAUUAAUAUUAUAAGUGCUUUUAAACGUAAUACGUUUUUAAUGAUGAUCAGAUUACUUGUAUAUUUAAGUGACUGAGAUUGAGAAGAGUGUUGAGUGGGCAAUACGACGACACAAACCGAACGUGAACAACCGCUGCUGAAAACUGGAAAAAAGUACUACCCACGACUGGCAAGAUACGUCAACCUCAAAAAACCUUAAGCAUGUUCUACAAGAAUUUGUCCUUUUGCGUGUUUCAGAAUUUCUGAGCACUUUUGCUUUUGACCAAAAAUGUGUUAGAUUUAAUAUUUCUUUGCAUGUGAUGUUGGACCUUUUGUGUGUGUCUUUCUGUGUGACCGUUCCAAAGUGUCUCUUAUAGGCUAGAUCUUUUGCUUUUGAACGAACAGCUCUUUUGUGCAACUCAAAAAUGUGGAGAACAGAAUAAACGUCAAGGAUACUGUAGAUUAUUCAAGGUAAUUAACUUUAAGAUUUGUGCAUUUUCUUGUCAAUAAGAAUAGUCACGUUGUACUAUUUCUUUAAAACAGUAAAAAAAAAAAGAAUAAAAGAGAUGACGUGCAGGGAUGUGCAAAAAAAAAUAACUUGGAUAGAGGCAUUCAUAGAAUUUAUUUUACUGCAAUAUAUUUUGAUUUAGCAUUUUUUUUUCUUUUCAUUUACUUUUGGAAUGAUCAAAAGCACGUUUGAUCCCCUCUGUAAAUUCCUCAUCUUAAUGUUUCUUCUGUUGUUUGCAUGGUAGAUAUCAAUAACACUUUCUGUGACAAUUA